AUCUUGUCUGUGUAAGAAACCCGAAGUGGGUCGCGCUAGAAUUGCAUAUACUAAAUAUGGAUGUAUUGUCAUCUAUUUUUUUCUACGUAUAUUCCCAACCCACUUUUCAUUUAAUCUUUUUGGUGAAGGCUUGAGAAGGUGGUGUGUUGGAAAGAGAUCAUGGCUGGGAGUGAUGGCUGGGAUGCAGAGAAGAUGUUUGAGUUGUAUUUGCAUGAUUAUCUGGUGAAAAAGAAAAUGCACAAGACUGCUGCAAUUUUCAGAAAUGAAGCCAAUCUUGGCGAAACUCACGUUGAUGUUGAUUCCACCGAAGGAUUCCUCCAUGAAUGGUGGUCGAUGUUUUAUGACGUAUAUGCCUCUAGGCAACUGGAGUAUCAGCCAGCCAAGGAAGGGGGCCCUGUUAAGGUGAAAAUCCCUUCAACAAUCCCACAGGUAGCGAUGAAUCGGCACGGGCCCGGACAGUUACCGGAAGACUGUCUUAGACGUCUUGCUGAAACCUUUAAUCCCAAUUUGGGUCCACUUGAUCUUAAUAAACCGAGUUUCCCAAUGUCAGCUGCAGUCGGUUCAAGCCAUCCACAGCAACAAACUCAUAAACGGGCUCAAAUUCAGGACAUUAACAUGGAGGAAACUACAACUACGGACCCCAUUCUGUAUGGAACACCAGAAACCGAACUCUCAAUAACUGGGUCAUCAUAUGAUGCAGGUUUCACUUUUGAAGAGGUUAUUACCCUCCAAUGCAGCAACGGCUUGUCGUGCUGCCACUUUUCAUCAGAUGGGGAGUUGUUAGCUAGUGCAGGGAAUAUAAGGAAGGUUUUGAUUUGGGACAUGGAAACCUAUGGUUCCAUUAGUACUUCGGAAGGGCAUACUCAUCUCAUCACAGAUCUUCGGUUUAGACCAAGUUCAACUCUUUUUGCUACUUCUUCCCUUGAUAAAACCGUGAGAAUAUGGGAUGCAGCAAGGCCAAACAAAUCGCUGUACAAGUUUCUUGGGCAUGUUCAACAAGUAAUGUCACUGGAUUUCCACCCACAAAAGCUGGACCUCCUUUGCUCUUGUGAUCAAAACAAUGAGAUUCGACUGUGGAAUAUCAACAACUAUUCUUGCACACGCGUCUCUAAGGGAGCUACUAAACAAGUCAGAUUCCAGCCACAAUUUGGAAAGCUUUUGGCCACUGUUGAAAGAAACAUUAUCAAUUUAAUUGAUGUAGAGACUGACAGCGUCCAGUUCUACUUGAAGGGACAUGUCAAAGAUAUUCUUUCAAUUUGUUGGGAUGCUAGUGGGAAGUAUAUUGCCUCUGUUAGUGAAGACAGUGCACGAGUUUGGUCAGCUAUGUCAGGCGGUAAAUGCAUACAUGAACUUAGUUCGAAUGGCAAGAAAUUCCAGUCAUGCACAUUUCAUCCGGGAUAUUCACAGCUCCUUAUCAUUGGUGGUGAUCAGUCUCUGGAGUUGUGGGAUCCAACUGAGAACAAUAAAACAAGUUCGGUUCCAGCUCAUGAUGGGUUAAUUGCUGCACUAGCAGAUUCACCGCAGACUGGAAUGGUUGCCUCCGCAUGUCAUGACGACUGUGUGAAGUUGUGGAAAUGA
Molecule: messenger RNA, 1578 nt
Organism: Juglans microcarpa x Juglans regia
Lineage: Eukaryota; Viridiplantae; Streptophyta; Magnoliopsida; Fagales; Juglandaceae
Product: transcriptional corepressor LEUNIG-like
Exons: 12
Coding region: 160-1578 (472 amino acids)
Molecular function (GO): protein binding; transcription corepressor activity
Source: RefSeq, a predicted model, not a curated record